AUUAAGAUACAAUGAAGCGAUCACGACACAGAUGGUUGGGAUUCAGUUUAUUCUGUGUGACAAUAGCAGUUUUAUCAGUAGAUCUUCCCACAACAGCCGCAGUCAGAGCUACAUCUCUGAUCCAUGCGAAGACCAGUACCACGACAGCAGCUCCAAAUGAAGAGCCGACGGGACCAGAAGAUGAAGCUCAGGCGGAGACCACAGGGGAAGCAGCUGAGACGAACACGACGAGCAAGCUGACCGGGAUACCGCAAAUUGAUUACUUGCUGGAUCCUAACUUGCCCCGGGAACUGAACGGAUACAAUCUGUCCGAAUAUCCAUUUUACGAGACCGUUCCACCUCCAGAAACUAUGGACUUCAAAUGCGACGGCCUUCAUGAUGGCUUCUAUGCAUCAGUCCCUCAUAAAUGUCAGGUCUACCAUCACUGCCUCUUCGGUACAAGAUACGAUUUCCUGUGCGCCAACUACACAGCCUUCGAUCAGAAGACAUUCAUCUGCCAUUUCGUCUCGGAAGUCGAUUGCAAGAAUUCACCGAAUUACUUCAGCAGAAACGAAGCUCUCUACAAGUCGGCUUCAACAGAACCACCGCCGCCGCCUCCUACCACGACUACAACAACCACAACUACCACUAGACCACCGAGACCACCGCGUCGUCGUCCUCACCCUCGCUAUGAUUACUAUGAUGAUGAAUAUGACUACGAAUACGAGGACAGGGGUGGAAGAAGAACAAGACCACGUAGACCUGGCAAGCGUCGGCCACAUGAUGACUAUGAUGACAGAUAUGAAACCCGUUCGAGACCACGAGAUGAGCCUGAAGAGGAUUACGAAGAUCGGAGAUCAUACGACAAACCACGAUCUAACAAAAGACCAUAUCCAGAUUAUAGAAGACCUUACGAAGACGAAGACAGAAGGCCCUACAAAGGUGGAAGGAGACAAAACAGACCUAGAGAUGAAGAGGAAGAUAAGUACAGUCCUGAUGAUGAAGAAGAUAGACCUAGAGGUGGUAAAAGGGGCGAGUAUCGGCCGAGAGACAAAAGCAGGCCAAGAGAUGAUGAAAGACCUAGAGAUGAAUCUAAAUAUAAAGACGAUAAUAUAAGACCAAGGGAUGAAAAAACGAGAGGUGAGGGUACUUCAAGGGAUGAUAUUAAACCACGCGAUGAAAUCAGAUCACGUGAUGAAAUCAGACCUCGCGACGAAAUUAAGUCACGUGAUGAAAUCAGACCACGUGAUGAAAUCAGAUCACGAGAUGAAAUCAGACCACGAGAUGAAAUCAGACCACGAGAUGAAAUCAGACCACGUGACGAAAUAAGGUCUCGAGAUGAAUUUAAAUCCAGGGACGAAAAAAGGCCAAGAGAUGAAAUCAGACCACGUGAUGAGAGACGACCAUUUAGGGAUGAAACAACUGAACAAGAAAGCAAACCAAGGGAGAACAGACCAAGAGAUGAACGAUACCAAUCAAACGAAGGUAGAAGAUUAUUUGAUAGACCUUAUAGGAAUAGAGAUGACAGACCAUAUUCAAAGUCUGAAAAAAAUAGUGAUGUAGACGAUAAAGUUCAGGAAGAGAAACGGCAAACACCGACGGCUCCUGAAAAUCAGCCUCUAGUAAAACCAAAUGGGCAUGGCAUAUUUAGUAAGCCAAGAAUGCCGCCUAAAAUUAAAAGACCAGUUCCGAUAAGUGAAAAAGAAAAAUAUGAUUAUGUUCCGAUAACAACAACUAAAGCUCCUCCGAAACAUGAUGACGAAUAUUAUGACGAUUAUGAAGAUGAGGAUGUUAGAAGACCAAUGCCUUCUGCGAAAACAAGUACAAUCCAACAAAGGCCCAAACACGAACCUGUUGAAAAAGAAAAAUUUAAGCCAUCAAGACCUCAUUACUCUAGUGCAGUUGAAAAUGUUAAAAAGACAAAAAAACCUAUAGAUUAUGAAGAAGAAGAGUACUACGACGAGCCGCCAACGAGAUCUCAAAAGUAUUCCUAUAAUCCAUUUAACAGAGAUCAACGACCCGCUAAAUCGAAAGAUGAUGACUAUUACUACGAUGAAAAAGAAAAGACAACAGAGAGGCCAAGAAGAAAAAAUGUUGAAGAAGACAUUACUGCAAAGGUAAAAGAUGUUAGGCCAAACGUCAAAAUUGUAAGGAGGCCUUUUUUACCGUCUAGGGGUGGGAGUCCGUAUCUUCCAAGAGGGCUACAGCCAGUAGCCGGAAAAGAUCUGAGCUCACCACCCAGUACCACCCCUAAACCUACCACUACUUCUACUUCAACCACGACUACUACUACUACAACUACUACGACCACAACUACACCAGAACCACCUACAACAAGGACUAUCCCUAGUACAACAACUGAACGUUUGACAACAACUAUCGCAACUAAGAAACCAACGGUAACAUCUGUACCAGAAGAAGAAUACGAAUAUUAUGAUGAAGAAGACAUUGAAUACGAAUCUAAGGAUAAUAAGGAAUCGACGACAACAGUAGAGGUUACACCCGCUGUAGUUAAAAAAAAUUCCCUGCCUCCCACAAUAACAACUACAACAGCAACCCCUACUACCCAAGAAGCAACAACAGACGAAAAAGCGAAACUGCUAGCUACAAAAGUCUUAAGAAACUUUAAUGAUAAUUACGAAGCGAUAAAAGAAAAACUUGAAUCUACUCUAUCACCAGGCGAUUACCUCAAACCGUAUCUAGGUCAUACACAAAACCAAUAUAGAGAGGUCAAAACAAAAAAACCAGAACCGAAACCGGAAAUAUCGAAGGGAUACACAGCAACCGGUAAACCCUUGAAAAUUCCAGAUAUAAAACAGAAUCUAGCCGAUUCAAUUGAAAACGAUUAUGAUGUCAGGUUAAACGAAGCUUUAGCUCCAAACUUACCAGUGAGAAUACCAAGUGGGUUUAUAAUUCCUGCUGAAAGAGAUUAUGCUUAUUCAAGAUUUAGAAAUAACUUACAUUCAGAGCCUCAAUACGCUGCAUCAGAAAUCAGUCACUACCAAGUAAGAAAACGACCAACGAUAUCUGGAGUCAGUAUUAGAACGCCCUCUUCCUAUUACAUCCAGCCUCAAAGGGUAGUUUAUGAUGAAAGUCUCGUGAGACCAGCUCGGCAAUUGGUAUAUCGUCAGUUCAGCGAUAUAUUUUAGAAAAGUGCUUUAGGUAACCUUUGAGAGAUGGUGGAAAACCUUUCAGCAUCAACGGAGAUGCUGUAGGUUUUGACGAGAACAAACGUUAACGUGUAACGAGUGCGUCAGCAUAUUUAAACGAAGAUACGAAAUGAAAUAAUAAUGUUUUAUCAAGUACAGAAUAAUUUUUAGAGAUAUUUGAUAAAAUAUAACUAUAUAUAUAUUUAUUAGUACUACAAAAAUUAUUUAUUCGACAUUAAAAAUUAAUGCACCAUUAAAUGAUACGUGGAAACAGGAGUGGAAUAUUGAAAUGAUUUAAACUUACUGAACUUCAUCUAUUUAAAAAGGAUAAUUAAUUAUUUUCUUUAUAUUAAACCAAAAUUAUUACCUUUGUUGAUCGAUUAGUAUGCCUUACAGUUUUACUGACCCUAAAUUUGGAUUUUACGCGUCCAUUCAAUACAUAUGUUGCGUAUAUAACCGAUGUUUACGGUUGCUUAAAAUCAUACCCAGACGUAGUCCUUAGACUUCCAAUAAAAAUACUGUCUAAAGAAGAAAGAAUUAUACACAUUGGAUUAGUGAAUCUUAAAGAUUCGAGAGCCAAAUUAAUGAGAUCAGUACGGUAGAAUAAACGAACUGCAGUAAUCUUUAACAGUGAAUACUCUUAGUUACCUAUUUUUAUGUUAAGUUGAUAGUAUUUUUCAAAGGUUACCAAAAGUCAUCGUGAUCGGACAGAGAAUUUUACGACGUGCAAAUUAAAUAUAUAUUUUUUUUAUAUCAAAAGUCGUUUAAUACUUUGUCGAUUUGUUGCAUGUCGAUCAAGUUAUUGGUAAACAUUUUGUAAUUAUAUUCGUAGUUUAGGAUUUUGUAAAAAUUUAAUAAAUAAUAAUUAUAAAAUU
This is a messenger RNA of Vanessa tameamea, 4003 nucleotides long. RefSeq names its product FK506-binding protein 5-like. The transcript has 7 exons. Gene Ontology annotation, molecular function: chitin binding. Bases 12 to 3128 code for a protein of 1038 amino acids. NCBI's taxonomy places the organism in Eukaryota, Metazoa, Arthropoda, Insecta, Lepidoptera, Nymphalidae. The record is from RefSeq and is a predicted model, not a curated record. Gene Ontology annotation, cellular component: extracellular region.